GCUGGUAUUGUGUUGGUAAGAAAAACAGAAACGUAAAAAUGUUAUGUUAAUGUUGUUAACAAAAAGAAAGAAAAGGUCUUUCUUCUCAAAAAUUACAGCUGUGCAGACCAACUUCCUGGGUUCUGCACCUGCCUUCUUCCUUACUUGGAAAUUCCGAACAACAAAAACUCUGAAACAGAGAAGAAACUCAUCGAGAUCCGUGUGUCUAAAACCCAAAACCCCCCAUUUUCAGGGGAGGUUACUUUUAUGCCGUUAACUUUACGGAAGAUUUUGGGUUUGAGAAGUUAGGACACAAAUUGAACCUGUUUCUCUCUAAACUAAUACCAACUCAGAUUCAGUGUAUUCUUCAAGUUUUGCCGUUGAUAAUUGCUUUCUUUUUAAACCCCAUUUUUUCACCUUUUUUUCUCUCUUUUUCUUUCUCUUUCUUAAACUCAAAUAUGUUGUUGUUGCUGCAAAUGCUGCUUCUUUCCAGAUAAUUUUGUUGAUGGGUGCUCUAAUUUGACCCAUUUAUCUUUCUAAGGCAUUACCAGAGAAUCGCUGCAACAGACCAACCAUUAUCCUAUUGAACCUACACCAGCAGGAUAUCUAUGAGGCUCUUCUUUCUUUUGACAUUGGUGUCGCUUUUCUUGCUCAUUUUUCCACCUCCAAAUCAUGCUGAUCUGGAAAAUGACAAGCAAGCUUUGCUUCAGUUUGCUGCUUCAAUCCCUCAUGGCCGGAAAGUGAACUGGACUUCUUCUGCCCCAGUAUGCACUGCUUGGGUGGGCAUUACCUGCAGCUCGGAUAACAAUAGUGUAGUUGCUGUCAGGCUACCUGGGGUUGGACUUAAAGGUCUUAUCCCUAAUAACACCCUUGGGAAGUUGGAUCACCUUACGACCCUCAGCCUCCGGUCAAACCUCCUCUCGGGGAGUCUUCCAUCUGAUCUGCUGUCCCUUCCUUCUCUCCAGUAUGUAUACCUACAGCAAAAUAACUUAUCUGGAAAAAUACCAUCUUCAUUAUCCCCGCAACUCAACACAUUAGAUCUCGCUUCUAACUCCCUGGAGGGCGAAAUUCCAUCAUCUGUUCAAAAUCUGACUAAUUUAAAUAAAUUGUUCCUUCAAGAUAAUGCUCUUACUGGAUCCAUCCCCAAAUUAAAUAAUCAAAGUCUUAAGUAUCUGAAUUUGAGCAACAAUCACCUUAAUGGCUCAAUCCCAUUGGCUCUUAGUGGCUUUCCCAAUUCGUCAUUUCAGGGAAACACAGGCUUGUGUGGACCUCCACUUAAACAGUGCUCUGGAGUUUCUCCUGCUUCUGCUCCCGCUGUGUCUCCUUCAGAUAACAUGGGUCCUACACCUGCUGCUCAUGAAAAAAAACACUCGAAAAAGGGACUAAGCAAAGUGGCUAUCAUUGCCAUUGCGGUAGGAGGAGGUGUGGCACUUUUUCUUCUUCUGCUAAUGGCUGUCUUUUGCUGUUUAAGGAAAAAGGAUAGUGAAGGACAUGGUGUUCUUAAAGGCAAGGCUUUUGGUGCUGGAAGGACUGAAAAGCCCAAGGAAGAUUUUGGGAGUGGGGUCCAGGAGUCUGAGAAGAACAAAUUGGUUUUCUUUGAAGGUUGUUCCUUCAAUUUUGAUCUUGAAGAUCUACUAAGGGCCUCUGCUGAAGUGCUGGGAAAGGGAAGCUAUGGUACAACUUACAAGGCCAUCUUGGAGGACGGAACGACAGUAGUUGUCAAGAGAUUGAAGGAGGUUGUGGUUGGCAAAAGAGAGUUUGAGCAGCAGAUGGAAACAGUUGGAAGGGUUGGUCAGCACCCUAAUGUUAUUCCCCUACGGGCUUAUUACUACUCUAAGGAUGAAAAACUUCUUGUUUACGACUAUGUAUCAGCUGGUAGCCUGUUGGCACGUUUGCAUGGUAGCAAGGAUGGUGAAAAACCACCACUGGACUGGGAAUCCAGGAUAAAAAUUUUACUGGGAGCUGCUAAAGGAAUAGCCCACAUCCAUUCAGCUGGUGGUGGCAAGUUCACACACGGGAAUAUUAAGUCCUCCAAUGUUUUUCUUUCCGAGGACCAUAAUGGUUGCAUAUCAGAUUUUGGUCUGGCUCCCCUCAUGAGCUUCCCUGCUGUCCCUCCGAGAACUGCCGGCUACAGAGCACCAGAAACAAUAGAGACAAGGAAAACCUCCCAAAAAACUGAUGUUUAUAGCUUUGGUGUUCUCCUUCUUGAGUUGCUUACGGGGAAGACGCCAGUGCAAUCACCUGGACGUGAUGAUGUAGUUGAUCUCCCAAGGUGGGUGCAGUCAGUUGUUCGGGAGGAAUGGACCGCGGAAGUUUUCGACGCAGAGCUAAUGAGAAAUCAGAAUAUUGAAGAAGAGUUGGUUCAAAUGCUUCAAAUUGCCAUGGCUUGUGUUUCCAAGGUGCCAGAUUUAAGACCUGACAUGGGAGAAGUGGUGAAGAUGGUCGAGGAGACCAGGCAGUCGGAUUCUUCAAGCAGACCAUCACCAGAGGCUGAGGGAUCAAAGUCUAAGGCUUCAGAUACCAUUACACCGUAAAAGCAACAAACAGCAUUCAAUUGUUCUUUUGAUUUCAUCUUUUAGUGAAAAAGGAGGCUACUAACAAAGGACUGUACAUAGCUCAAAAUCUUGGUACUUGCUGCUAAUGAGGUCCCAGCCAUUCAGUGAUUCUUUUAGGGUUAUAAAUUAGAAACUCAAAUUGUGUCAUUCUUUUCUGUUCUUUUUUCUCAGGUUUUUAUUUGUUGAUCAGUAUAGGAGGGGUGUUGUAGCUAAAUUUGAUUCAAACAUUUGUCUUUUUUAUUGGUGUUACUGACAUCUUGUAUAAGUGUAUCUGUUCUCAAAUUAGUAUUACAAUCAAUUAGAUUCUGACAAAAUAAGUUUGACAUACACUAAUUGGAGUGACAAAAAAAAGGGGG
Messenger RNA from Chenopodium quinoa (quinoa), 2890 nucleotides. Its product is annotated as probable inactive receptor kinase At5g58300. The record is from RefSeq and is a predicted model, not a curated record. The transcript has 4 exons. Gene Ontology annotation, biological process: protein phosphorylation. Bases 588 to 2513 code for a protein of 641 amino acids. Gene Ontology annotation, molecular function: ATP binding; protein kinase activity; protein binding. NCBI's taxonomy places the organism in Eukaryota, Viridiplantae, Streptophyta, Magnoliopsida, Caryophyllales, Amaranthaceae.